This is a messenger RNA of Parascedosporium putredinis, 906 nucleotides long. The record is from the annotation of a GenBank genome assembly. Lineage: Eukaryota; Fungi; Ascomycota; Sordariomycetes; Microascales; Microascaceae.
AUGGGCGAACAUGAGAAAGCCACGGAAAUGACCGAGUUCGAAGAUCACGGUGCGCCGAGAAAGCUGAGUGAUCUCGAGGAUGCAAGAGAGGUCCUCGCCCCUUCGGCCAAGUCUGCCGCCAGGACUGCUUUCAUGUGGAUGGCGAUCAACACCCUCGCGACCGUCGGCAUCGUGUUCACCAACAAGGCCAUCUUCUCUGACCCGCAGUUCAAGCUUUGCCAGGUGCCCUUUACGACCAUGCUCCCUCUUUGCAUCACCAUGUGCUUGAACGUCAUCCUCCCCAAUUUCUCGCUCGCUUUCUCAUCGGUCACCUUUUAUCAGCUCGCGCGAAUUCUCCUCACCCCCGCGGUUGCGCUCAUGAACUUCCUCAUGUACCGUGCUACCCUCCCGCGAAAGGCCAUCUUGACGCUGAUUCCUGUGUGCCUCGGCGUCGGCAUUGUCUCAUACUACGACUCUCUCCCCGCUGACAAUGCCAAUGUGAAGACGACGUCGCCUAUUGGUGUCUUUUUCGCCUUUUCCGGCGUCCUCGCGUCUUCGUUGUAUACCGUUUGGAUUGGCAGCUACCACCGCAAGCUCGAGAUGAACAGCAUGCAGCUGCUCUUCAACCAGGCCCCUGGAGCGCAUUCCUCCUUCUCUAUGUGGCUCAUGAUUCUAAUGUCUGGUGUUUUCGCCUCCCUCAUCAACAUUUCUCAAUUCUUUAUCAUUGCACAGACCGGCGCUGUGUCGAGUACGGUAGUCGGCCACUUGAAGACGUGCACCAUCGUGGCCUUGGGUUGGAUCGUCUCUGGCCGCGCCAUCGGCGACAAGUCGAUCAUUGGUGUUUUCAUGGCCCUCGGUGGUAUCACUAUGUACUACAUGGUCAUGACGAAGCACAACAAGGCCAAGGCUGGACAGGCCGUCAAAUAG